AUGGCCAAACCUGGGUCACGUACUGCUUUGAUGAAUACAGAACAGAAAGCUCUUUGCCGUCAAUCCGGCGAAUUACUUGAAACACCAAGGAGCUCAUGUGCACCUACUGUUCCGGAUUCCGAUGCAGAGAUUGAAGUCCCACCAAGGCAACUAUUUUCAUCGCCGCACAAUGGACAUGGUUCCGUGCCGCCAGACCAUCUACAGAGUGUGCCGUGCAUUGGAACCAAAAAUUUGGGCGCGCAUGGAGGUGAUUUUUUCCAUCAUGACAUGUCGGUGGCAGCUGCAUUAGCCCCUGAUGCUCCAAAAGCCUUUUCCAAGUUUGCACAGCACCGUGUGAAAUGGCCGCCGUAUGACCCUCAUGAAAUCACAAGGGCGCAAGUGCGCCAAUUUACAACUGAGACGGGUGAGGAUUGCUUGGACUUCGUGUUUCAUUGCUCUGAAGGCAUUCGCUUGGACAAAUUGUAUCUUUUCUACAGGGAACUUGCCAAGGCUGGAAUCUACGUUGACGUUUUGUAUUGGGGCUCUUCCUUCCAAAAGUUGAUCAAUUCUCAGGGAUACAAAAGCUCAGAAGCUACUGGAUGGCAACUGGAUCAGAAAGAAGUGCUGGCUGCGAUGCUUCGGCGUGUUUUUCCACCCUUUGAUGGCACGCAAUUGAAAAAUCAUGCCAGUGCUUUGCAACGACAUCAAGUCGAUGGCUGUCAGCUUCAAGAUUGGAUGGCUCAGCGCCAUGGCAAAUGCUUGCGUAUUGAAGAUGUUUGUGUGUUUGACGGCUUCGGUGCACAAGGACUGUGGGACAAGUUGAACAUGGCAGUUGGUGUUCGCGGGGUUCCUGCUAACACAGCGAUUCCAUGGAUCAUCCUGACAAGAACACAGGUUUGCAUUGCUGUUCGGCCUACAGGCAAGAUUCAGGUAUCGCCAGGCAAGUCUUCAGUAGCUGCCAUUGAAGCUGUUGAGGCCACUUUGGUCAAUCAUUUCGACGCAAAAUGGGUUCCCGUUGAUGCCUUCAAGCAGCUGCCAGACUCGGUCGUCACGUAUGGAGUGCUUAGUGAGACAGCGAGGCAACAAACCAAACUUUUUGGUUAA
Cladocopium goreaui is the source of this 1083-nucleotide messenger RNA. The record is from the annotation of a GenBank genome assembly. NCBI's taxonomy places the organism in Eukaryota, Dinophyceae, Suessiales, Symbiodiniaceae.